GGCUGAGUCAAUGUGGCUGUGGCACACGCAGGGCUCCCACCCUGUGUCAAAAUGCAGCCGUGGCACAGGGCUUCAUGUUGGGAGGCUGCUCGGGAGGACUGCAGUGAGCAAACCUCCCACUGCUCCCAUUUCUGCUGCCUGCCUGGGAACUGGGGCGUGUGCGGGAUCACGCCCUUGGCCAAGCUGUGCCCGUAAACCCCGGCACUGCUGCUGCGCUGACACACCUCAGCAAGUGUGCCGGGAGGGCUGGAGCCUCUGUGGCUGUGCGGCUGUCCGCAGCGCUGUGCAGAGCCCGCUCUGGGUGCGAAGCAUCCCCUCUAAUUGCACCAGGACCCCUCUCUUUGGUGCUGAGUGCGCCUCCCGUUUGGAAAGGCUCGGGGACGGGCCCAGGCAGAGCGUCCGGACCCCCUGUGCCAUGGCUUCCUCCGAGCUGCCCCCCUGCCCCGCAGUAGGUGACCGCCUCGCCCCAGAGGCCCCCGGCGCACUGCCCCACGGCGAGGAGGACCUGGGCGAAGCCUUUGACUUUGAGGACAGCGACGAGGAGGACGACGAAGACUCAGCAGCCGAGGCCGAGCCGAGCAGGGGUGCGGUCCUCCAAGCACCCCCUCGCAGGCACCGUGCCACCAGCUCCAGCAUCGAGGGGCUGGUGCUGGAGACCCAGGAAGGGCUGCCGGCGGGGGUGAGCAAUGGGGAGGCUGGUGGGGCCCCCCCUGACAACAGCACCCAGACCUGGAAGAGGAAAAGCAGCCACCGAGGUGAGCGCUUCGAGUUCCCGGCGGUGGAGGAUGAUGUGAUUUACGACGACGUCCCCUGCGAAAACCUUGAUGCUGACCAAGACGGGGCAGAGCGCAGCCUGAUUUACGAGGACGUGCAGAGAGGCGAGGGGCCACGGGCGGGCGAGGAUUUGGGCUGGAGCUCCAGCGAGUUCGAGAGCUACAGUGAGGACUCGGGUGAGGAGAGCAAGCCAGAGGCUGAGCCGGCCAAGCAGCGGGCGUCCUUCCAGCCCAAGCUUUCUCCAGACCUGAAUAGACUAAAGGAGAGAUACGCCAGGACUAAGAGAGACAUCCUGGCUUUAAGAGUUGGGGGGAGAGACAUGCAGGAGCUGAAGCAGAAGUACGAUUGGAAGAUGACCCAGCUGAUGAAAGCGGCCAAAAGCGGCACCAAGGAUGGGCUGGAGAAGACCAAGAUCGCGGUCAUGCGGAAGGUGACCUUCCUGCACCGUAAAGAAGCACCAGGGGAUGGGGAGCGUAGGAGGAGGGCGGCGGAGGUGGAAAAGUUGCCGCCUGCCCCCAGCAGCUCGAGGGGGUUCCUGGAGCAUCGUGGGCGAGGGGACUCAGAGGAGGAGGACACGGGCUUCUUGGAGGUCACCGUCUCGGACAUGAAGCACCCACCGCCAGAGCUCGGCCCCAUGCCCGCAGGGCUCAGCCCCCAGCAGGUGGUGCGGCGACACAUCCUGGGCUCCAUCGUGCAGAGCGAGCGCAGCUACGUGGAGUCCCUGAAGCGCAUCCUGCAGGAUUACAGGAACCCGCUGAUGGAGAUGGAGCCCAAGGUGCUGAGUGCCAGGAAGUGCCAGGUGGUGUUUUUCCGCCUGAAGGAGAUCCUGCAGUGCCACUCUAUGUUCCAGAUCGCCCUCGCCUCCCGCGUGGCCGAGUGGGACUCGACGGAGAAGAUUGGGGACCUCUUUGUGGCCUCGUUCUCCAAGUCGAUGGUGCUGGACGUGUACAGCGACUACGUCAACAACUUCACCACUGCCAUGUCCCUCAUCAAGAAGGCUUGUCUCACCAAACCUGCCUUCCUCGACUUCCUCAAGAAGCGGCAGAUGGCCAGCGCGGACCGGGUGACGCUCUAUGGGCUGAUGGUGAAGCCCAUCCAGAGGUUCCCCCAGUUCAUCCUGCUCCUGCAGGACAUGCUGAAGAACACUCCCAAGGGCCAUGCGGACCGCCUGUCCCUUCAGCUGGCGCUCACAGAGCUGGAGACGCUGGCGGAGAAGCUCAACGAGCAGAAGCGCGUGGCUGACCAGGUUGCUGAAAUCCAGCAGCUCAGCAAGAGCAUCAGUGACCGCAGCAGCCUCAACAAGCUGCUGAGUUCGGGGCAGCGGCAGCUUCUGCUCUGCGAGACGCUGACGGAGACGGUGUACGGUGACCGGGGGCAGCUCAUCAAGUCCAAGGAGCGGAAGGUUUUCCUCCUCAACGACAUGCUGGUCUGCGCCAACAUCAACUUCAAAGGCCAGCUGGAAAUUAGCAGCCUGGUGCCCCUGGGCCCCAAAUACGUGGUGAAGUGGAGCACGGCCCUCCCGCAGGUGCAGGUGGUGGAGGUGGGGCAGGAGAGCGGUGCCUAUGACAAGGACAACGUGGUCAUCCACAACGCCGGCGCCAAGAAGCACGCGCCCACCGGGCCGGCCUCGCACAAUAAAGUCUACCUGGGGCCGCCACGGCUGUUCCAGGAGCUGCAGGAUCUGCAGAAGGACCUGGCGGUGGUGGAGCAGAUCACCCUUCUCAUCAGCACGUUGCACGGCACCUACCAGAACCUGAACAUGACGGUGGCCCAGGACUGGUGCUUGGCUCUGCAGAGGAUGAUGAAGGUGAAGGAAGAGGAGAUCCACUCUGCCAACAAGUGCCGCCUCCGUCUCCUGCUGCCUGGCAAGCCGGACAAGUCUGGCCGCCCCAUCAGCGUCAUGGUGGUCUUCAUCACUCCCAGCCCGCUGAGCAAGAUCUCCUGGGUGAACCGUCUCCACUUGGCCAAGAUCGGGCUGCGGGAGGAGAACCAGCCAGGCUGGCUCUGUCCCGACGAAGACAAGAAGAGCAAAGCUCCUUUCUGGUGCCCCAUCCUCUCCUGCCACAUGUCUGCCUUCUCCUCCAAGGCCCUUGAUUUGCAGCUCGGCGCCGCGGUGCACAACCCCGUGCAGUCCUCGCUACUGGGCUUCUCUGCCAUCAGCACCUCACUGCCGCAGGGCUACCUCUGGGUUGGGGGUGGCCAGGAAGGUGCAGGGGGGCAGGUGGAGAUCUUCUCCCUCAAUCGCUCGGUGCCGCGGACGGUCAAGUCCUUCCCAGUGGCCUCACCGGUGCUGUGCAUGGAGUACAUCCCUGAGGCAACUGAAGGGGACAAGACGGGGACUGAGGAGACCCGGGCGGGCACUGAGCAACCCCCUGCAGCACUGCACCCCACCGUUUGCUUGGGACUGCAGGACGGCAGCAUCGCAGUGUAUGGCAGCGUGGACACGGGGACGCAGUGCUUGCUGACCUGCAAGAGCCCAGGCAUGCAGCCUGUCCUGUGCCUGAAGCACAGCCCCGAGUACCUGUUUGCGGGGCUGCAGGAUGGCACCGUGGCUGCGUACCCCAGGAACAACGGGGGGCUGUGGGACCUGGCUGAGCAUCCCACCCGCCUGACCGUGGGCACUGGCCCCGUGCGAGCCCUCCUGACGCUGGAUGAGACCGUCUGGGCCAGCUGUGCCAACCAGGUCACCGUCCUCGACGCCUCCAGCCUCCGUGCUCAGCAAACCUUCGAGGCUCACCCGGACGUGGAGGCCAGCGUGACGCACAUGAUCAAGGCGGGCAGCGGUGUCUGGAUGGCGUUUUCCUUGGGCUCCUCCAUCCGCCUCUUCCACACCGAGACGCUGGAGCACCUGCAGGAGAUCAACAUCGCCACCAGGACCACCUUCGUCCUCCCAGGACAAAAACACGUCCGUGUCACCAGCCUGCUCAUCUGCCAGGGCUUGCUGUGGGUUGGCACCGACCAGGGCAUCAUUGUGCUGCUGCCCGUGCCCCGGCUGGAGGGCAUCCCUAAAAUCACUGGAAAAGGCAUGGUGUCUCUCAACGGGCACGGUGGCCCCGUGGAGUUCUUGGCAGUGGCACUUAGCACCCUGGCCCCCGACGUGCUGAAGGGCAACCAGGAGGAAGAGGAGGGUGAGGAAGAGAAAACCCCGGAGAUGGAUGGCCCCCCGCCACGGGAAAUGAGGAAAAAAGGGAUUUUGCUGCAAUACCGCCUACGCUCCACUGCCCACCUCCCCGGGCAGCUGCUGUCAGUGCGGGAUGCUCCGGCGGGGACCGGCGGCACCCCGGAGCACACGGAAGAGGACGGCUCCAUCUACGAGAUGGCCGACGACCCUGACGUCUGGGUGCGGAGCCGGCCCUGUGCCCGUGACGCUCCCCGCAAGGAGAUCUCCUCUGUCGCCAUCAUUUCGGGGGGCAGGGGGUACCGCAACUUUAGUGCCGAGCCGCAGCGCCGGGGCGGCGAGGCUGACAGCACCCUGCUCAUCUGGCAGGUCCCGCUGAUGCUAUAGCCCCCUGGGGACCCCCCCCCCCGGCGCCUACCUCAAAUCCACCCAUAAAGCUGCCGGGGGGUGGUUGCACCCCGGGUGUGGAACCCCUGUUUAUUUUUUUUUUUUUAAGGAGAAACAAACAG
Molecule: messenger RNA, 4401 nt
Organism: Cygnus olor (mute swan)
Lineage: Eukaryota; Metazoa; Chordata; Aves; Anseriformes; Anatidae
Gene: ARHGEF10L
Product: Rho guanine nucleotide exchange factor 10 like
Exons: 29
Coding region: 11-4279 (1422 amino acids)
Biological process (GO): positive regulation of stress fiber assembly; actin cytoskeleton organization; SREBP signaling pathway
Cellular component (GO): cytosol
Molecular function (GO): guanyl-nucleotide exchange factor activity; protein binding
Source: RefSeq, a predicted model, not a curated record